AUGACGGAUGUAUCCUGGAAUGAGAUGAAUGUUCCAUCGGUCAUCUCUAAGGAUGAGUGCCUUUAUUGCUUUGAGACGGUUUACAACGAAGCCUUGAAAGAAGCUAGCGCUUUGCAUUCUCUGAACCUAUGUCUUUCAUGCUUCCAACCCGUAUGCCAUAGACAUUUACCACUUCAUGUACAGGUUAGUGAGAAGAACUGUGACACUGCUCACUGGCAAUAUUUAAAUAUACACAAGGUUAAAAGAACAAAAGUUGAUGAGGAUCAAGACAUGAACAAGAGCAACAAGAAGAUAAGGCUAAAUGUUGUGGAAAAAUCAGAAGACGAGAUGUUUGAAACCAAUUGGUCUUUGCUAAAGUAUAAUUCAUCAACGGCAUCAUCAGAAGAGUCCGUCUCUAACAAGGAUCCAGAAAUUAAUCCUGUCGUCCAGGAAAAGAUCAAGCAAAUUUUGGGGUCCAAAUCACAGGAUAUGGUGGAUAAAACAAGCUCAUGGGAAUUAUCAGUGAAAUCAUGUCCCCAUACCCAAAAUUUUCAAGUUCCCGCUGUUGAAGCCAAAUCGAAAGAUGAACGUUGCAAUGAUUGCGGCUUGGAUCAGAAUCUGUGGCUAUGUUUACACUGUGGCAACAUCGGAUGUGGCAGAGAACAAGUUGGCAUUGAAGGUCAUUCGCAUGCACUAAACCAUUAUGACAAACACUCUACGCACCCAUUAGCUGUCAAGUUGGGCUCAUUGAGUCAAUCUUCAAUCGAUUUGUAUUGUUAUUCUUGCAAUGACGAAGUGAAAUUCGAAAACCCUGAAGCGUUUGCACAGGCUUUGUCCAAGUACGGUAUUGAUUUAAAAAGUAAAUUGGCAAGUGAAAAGAGUUUAGUGGAAUUGCAAGUUGAACAAAACAUGAACUGGGAUUUCCAGAUGACCGAUGCGCAAGGCAAAGAAUUGAAACACCUGUCGGCAAACAAAGAGUACGGUUGUGGUCUCAUCAAUUUGGGAAAUUCCUGUUACAUAAACUCGGUGUUGCAAUGUUUGUUGAACGGAGGGGUUAAGACCUAUUCAUUGAGUGCAUUAGGAGAGUCAUUCCCCUUAGACGUUCUUUACCCAAGCACGAAUAUGAAAUGCCAGCUAAUCAAGCUGAACAACGCGAUUAAAUUAGAGCCCGAGCUCUACCCGAGUGGUAUCAGGCCAAGAAGUUUCAAGAAAUGCAUUGGUCAGGCUCACGAAGAGUUUAGCAGUGAAAGACAGCAGGAUGCGCUUGAAUUUUUAAGCUUCUUCAAUGAUACACUGGAUAAGAAAAUAUUCUCUCGAAGUGAAAACAACCCCAGUGACCUGAUGAGAUAUAUCAUAGAAAACAGAUUGCAAUGCACAAAAUGUGGCAAAGUCAAAUACACUACUGAUAUCAACGAAUCAAUGUUGGUACCAUUGGAAGAAAACAGUGAUUCACAGCAUUCACAAUCUCUUCUGGACAGACUAGUGGAAUAUUUCCAUGGUGAAGAACUAGAUUUCAAGUGUCCUCAAUGUAAGGAUAUGGUACAAGCUAUCAGAAAACCAGGAUUCAAGACUUUCCCUGAUACUCUAGUGGUCAACCCCGUCAGAAUCAAACUUCAAAAUUGGACUCCAGUGAAAACCGCCGAUGAUCUGAUCAUUCCUGGCCUGGAAGAUCCACUAGACACUUUAGACCUAUCUAAGUUUCAGUCCUCGGGAUUUAACAGUGAGACAGAGUCCCCAUUCCCAGAAGAAGAGGACAGCCAUGAUGCUGAAUUUGUGCCAAAUCAAGCGUGUGUUUCCCAGCUUGCAGAGAUGGGGUUUUCUCCCAAUGCAAUCACUAGGUCUUUGCACGCUACAGGUAAUCUUGAGACAGAGCCAGCUAUGAACUGGCUGUUUGCGCACAUGGAAGACCCGGAUAUUAAUGAGCCCUUCACACCGCCCAAGGCAAAAGAAGCAGACGUUCAAAUUGAUCAGGAAGCUAUCAGCAGCAUGACCGCGAUGGGAUUGGACGCAAAGUUGUGCAAAAAAGCUCUGAUACUUAAUAAUGGUGAUGUGACCAGUAGCGUGGACUGGGUCUUCAACAACAUGGAUGACGACGGAGAGCUGCCACAGAAGGACACGCAACCAGCGAAGUCUCACACCGCGAAUCUCGGGCAUUCCUCUGCCAGCCCUUACAAACUUGUCGCAGUCGUAUGCCACAAGGGGAACUCCGCUCACUCGGGUCAUUACGUUGCAUUCAUCAGAAAAUCGGUCGAGCAAGAGGAGAAAUGGGUAUUGUACAACGACGAAAAGAUUGUCGUCGCGGUUGAAGAUAAUUUCGAAGAGAUCAGAAAGAACGGCUAUCUCUACUUCUACUCGAGAGUAUAG
Torulaspora delbrueckii is the source of this 2343-nucleotide messenger RNA. RefSeq names its product ubiquitin-specific protease UBP14 (gene UBP14). Gene Ontology annotation, biological process: protein deubiquitination. NCBI's taxonomy places the organism in Eukaryota, Fungi, Ascomycota, Saccharomycetes, Saccharomycetales, Saccharomycetaceae. The record is from RefSeq and is a predicted model, not a curated record. Gene Ontology annotation, molecular function: cysteine-type endopeptidase activity; zinc ion binding; protein binding. Gene Ontology annotation, cellular component: nucleus; cytosol. The transcript has a single exon. Bases 1 to 2343 code for a protein of 780 amino acids.